Molecule: messenger RNA, 5731 nt
Organism: Oncorhynchus mykiss (rainbow trout)
Lineage: Eukaryota; Metazoa; Chordata; Actinopteri; Salmoniformes; Salmonidae
Source: RefSeq, a predicted model, not a curated record
CACACACACACACACACACACACACACUAAGAGCUGCUCAAACUGCUACCUGAGACCGAAGAGGUGAGACACACACACACAUACACACACACACACACACACACUAAGAGCUGCUCAAACUACUACCUGAGACCGAAGAGGUGAGACACACACACACACACACACUAAGAGCUGCUCAAACUACUACCUGAGACCGAAGAGGUGAGACACACACACACACACACACACACACACACACACUAAGAGCUGCUCAAACUACUACCUGAGACCGAAGAGGUGAGACACACACACACACACACACACUAAGAGCUGCUCAAACUACUACCUGAGACCGAAGAGGUGAGACACACACACACACACACACACACACACACACACACACACUAUGAGCUGCUCAAACUACUACCUGAGACCGAAGAGGUGAGACACACACACACACACACACUAAGAGCUGCUCAAACUACUACCUGAGACCGAAGAGGUGAGACACACACACACACACACACACACACACACACACACUAAGAGCUGCUCAAACUACUACCUGAGACCGAAGAGGUGAGACACACACACACACACACACACACACACACACACACUAUGAGCUGCUCAAACUACUACCUGAGACCGAAGAGGUGAGACACACACACACACACACACACACACACACACACACACACAAAGAGCUGCUCAAACUACUACCUGAGACCGAAGAGGUGAGACACACACACACACACACACACACACACACACUAAGAGCUGCUCAAACUACUACCUGAGACCGAAGAGGUGAGACACACACACACACACACACACACACACACACACACACUAAGAGCUGCUCAAACUGCUACCUGAGACCGAAGAGGUGAGACACACACACACACACACACACACACACACACACACUAAGAGCUGCUCAAACUGCUACCUGAGACCGAAGAGGUGAGACACACACACACACACACACACACACACACACACACACACACAAUGAGCUGCUCAAACUGCUACCUGAGACCGAAGAGGUGAGACACACACACACACACACACACACACACUAAGAGCUGCUCAAACUACUACCUGAGACCGAAGAGGUGAAGAAACUUCAAGCGUUCCGAGGCGACCCCUCUAAACUCUCAUUGGCCGAUUCCUUCAUGUUCCUGCUCACCCAAGUGCCCAGUUUUGAGGUGCGUAUCAAGGCCAUGGUACUUAGAGAGGUGUUCCCCCCAGCCUGUGAGAACAUGAGUCGCGACAUCGAUGUCCUACGAACCGCCACAAAAGAGCUCCUAGACUGUGAGGAACUUCAUGCCAUCCUACACCUGGUGCUGCAGGCCGGAAACAUCCUCAAUGCUGGUGGUUAUGCUGGUAACGCUGUGGGUUUCAAGCUGUCCUCUCUCCUGUCUCUGGCUGAUACCAAGGCCAAUAAACCUGGCAUGAACCUGCUGCACUUUGUAGCUCUGGAAGCACAGAAGAAGGAUGAUAAACUUCUAGAGUUUCCUGGAAAACUUCAGCAUGUCCAGUAUGCAGCACGGAUAUCAGUGGAGAACGUGGAUGCAGAGUUCCAGUCGCUGUCGUCUCGCACACGCUCAGUGGAGGAGAGCAUCCAGGAAGAGACGGAGCUGCUGCUGCAGCUGGACCACUUCCUACAGAAUUCGACAGCAGCCCUGGCUGAGUUGCAAAGGGAGAGACAGGAGUUGAGGAACGAAGGGAACAUUCUGAUCGACUUCUUCUGCGAAGACAGAGAGUCCUUCAGGCUGGACGAGUGUUUCAAAGUGUUCCAAGACUUCUGCCUGAAAUUCCAGAAAGCAGUCAAGGACAACCUGGAGCGUGAGCUGAAGGAGGCGUCUCAUCGUCGGAUACAGGAGCUCGGGGAGAAACGGCACUCGUGGGCGAGCGGAGAGGAGAUGGGCGGGGUCUUCGGAAUGCGCAGCAGCAGCAGCAGCGAGACGGACAUAGAGGUGGCCCUAUCCCAGGAGGAGGGGCUUAUCGAGCUUCUCAAGUCCCGCCCAUGCUCGCCGCACAGCCCCCAGGUUGCACUGGGGCGUUCCGGAAGCGUCCGCCGUUCUCGCGGCUCAGCGUCGGCCGCGGCUGACCGUCAACUGACUAGCCUGCUAACUCUAGGCAUCACCUCUGACCUUCAGGUCGUAGGGGGGUCACCGAAUCCCGGGCGGCGACUAUGGAGGGGGGCCGAGCAGCGGGAUUCCUCCCCCAUGAGGUCACCUGAAACUGGGCUGAGGAUUCCCAACAUCUCCCCUCUGACCAGACUUCAGACCCAGGGACCUGCGGGUCACACUCAACUCCAGAACCAGCACCCUCAGGUGGACUGGCCUGGUCCCCCCUCUAUACCCACCUCCUUAGGACCGAGGCAUCAACCUCAACCUGGCAUCAACUCACAUCACAGCCCUCAGACAGCAACCAUUGACCACAAACCUAGCACAGACCUGAACCCGACCCCUGACCCUGACAACAACCACAACCAACCCAGUGGUCUGACCGUCAACCUUGAACGACACACUCUGGUUCCUAAGCUCCGGGCGUUCGACCUCGUCUUGACCCCUCACGGUCACGACCAGGGAGAUGUCGUCACCGACACAGACCUGGAGAAGGGGAUUCCCAGAGACUCUAUCCUCACGGAUACACAGGAGAAUUCCCAAGGGCGUUCUGAGGGGUGGCAACAGAGGGAGGAAGAGGUGGAUGAGAAGGGGAGGAUGGUGGCUGCAGGGAUAGUGAAUGAGGAGCCUGCUGUGGGCGACGUAGAGGAGAAGAGGGGAGAACAGGAGGAGGAGAAGAGGGGAGAACAGGAGGAGGAGAAGAGGGGAGAACAGGAGGAGGAGAAGAGGGGAGAACAGGAGGAGGAGAAGGGUGUGUCUAGGAAAGAGACUACAGAUUCUCGUACUGAUCCAUCUCCGUCCACAGCUAUUACAGACCUCUCCUCACACGCACAGAGCGGUGAUAACCCCACGCACGCCGACGAGGCUGAGAGUCCAACACACCAGGUGUCCGCCUCUUCUAUGGGGGAGUACCCAGCCAAUGGCAUGCCUUCAGAAUCUCAACCCACCAAUGAGUACUCAGUGCCUGUUUCCUCCACUGACCAGUCAGUGCCUGUUUCCUCCGAUGAGUCAUCGGUUCCAGCAGUGUCUACCUCCACCAAUGGGCUGCCUGCGUCAGUCACCGCUGGUGCCUCUGAUAGGUCAGCCCAGGGUACGAAUCCCACGACCAGUCAGGUCUCUAAGCCUUCCAGACCCCACUCUGCCACCAACACCAGUGGGCGAAAAACUGUCAUCCGCACCCUCAACUCCUCAGAGAACCAGGGCAUGAGGCGUGUGGUCCCUAUCUUCAAGGCCAGUCGACGUGGCUCGUUACCGGGUAAACAGGUGGAGAAACCCCCUGGUUACCAGAGCUCUGGUCCACGGACCACCACCACCACCACCACCACCUCCUCCUCUAACCCAGCCAACCGCUCUCUUAGACGGGCAGAGAGGAGCUCCGCCACACCCCGUCGCAGUAGCCUCCAGGUCGACGACCCCAAGGCCAAGUCUGUGACCACCACGGGUGUCCACGGCAGUGCCCGAGACCAACCCCAACCUUCCGCCCUCCAGAGGAAGCCGUCCUUCCGAAAGACUCUCCGCCCCGUCGCCCCCAGACCGCCUCCAGAGGAAAAGAUGUGCCGUUCCACCCUCCGAGCCCUCGCCGCCGCCGGUGGGGCUGUUCCAACAGCGGGGGGUGGAGGAGGUAACAGCCUCAGUGCCCCCCCGACCCCCUCCCACCGUGGAGGUGUCUCCAACCCCACCCCCCUCCCUGGAUUUGCCCGAAACACAGCCGCUUCCUCUUUCAGACGGACCACUCUCCCCCCCCCGGGGAGUACCCUCGCCCCCUCUAAAAACUCUCCCCGUUCCUCCCCUGUCCCCUCUCCCGGACUCUCACCCCUCAGCCGGGCGGGGUCGUUGAGACACCACAGGGUGGCCCCCGCGGGCCCCCCAGGCACAGACAACCCCAUCAGGAGAACACAAAGUAUCAAGGGACCCCUGCGUGCCCCGAUCCCCAACCCCCUGCCCCCACAGACCCUCCCUGACUCGCUGGCGCAGCCUAAAGGGCAUGCUGGGAAAAACAGCAGCAGUUUCUCUGAUAAGUCCACCCACCUCAGAGACUCCAGUAAAGCACUGAAACCCACCUGGAGAUAGAGGCCUAGUUCCAAUACCGACAACAUACUUCCUUUACCCUGGCCUAGUUCCAAUACCGACAACAUACUUCCUUUACCCCGGCCUAGUUCCAAUACCGACAACAUACUUCCUUUUCCCCGGCCUAGUUCCAAUACCGACAACAUACUUCCUUUACCCCGGCCUAGUUCCAAUACCGACAACAUACUUCCUUUACCCCGGCCUAGUUCCAAUACCGACAACAUACUUCCUUUUCCCCGGCCUAGUUCCAAUACCGACAACAUACUUCCUUUACCCCGGCCUAGUUCCAAUACCGACAACAUACUUCCUUUACCCCGGCCUAGUUCCAAUACCGACAACAUACUUCCUUUUCCCCGGCCUAGUUCCAAUACCGACAACAUACUUCCUUUACCCCGGCCUAGUUCCAAUACCGACAACAUACUUCCUUUUCCCCGGCCUAGUUCCAAUACCGACAACAUACUUCCUUUACCCCGGCCUAGUUCCAAUACCGACAACAUACUUCCUUUACCCCGGCCUAGUUCCAAUACCGACAACAUACUUCCUUUACCCCGGCCUAGUUCCAAUACCGACAACAUACUUCCUUUUCCCCGGCCUAGUUCCAAUACCGACAACAUACUUCCUUUACCCCGGCCUAGUUCCAAUACCGACAACAUACUUCCUUUUUCCCGGCCUAGUUCCAAUAUUAAAGACAUGUAUCUCUUGUUCCAAUACAAACCACAUGCCACAUUACUUAUGCUAACACCUAUCUUAUAGAUCUACAGGGUUCUCCAGAUCUACAGGGUCGAGUCUUUCAAAAAAAACACAUAGAAAUAGAAUGAAAGGACUUUUUAAAAGAUGUAAAUUAAGUCUAGAUUUGUAUUUGUUUUGUGAUCGUGAUUUAUCUAAUUCUAUAUAAUGUUGUCAUUGUAUGAAAGAAACCUUUUCUACAUCCCAAAUAACCCUCUAUUCACUUUAUAGUGCACUCCUUUAACCAGGGCCCAUAGGGCUAUAGGGCACUAUGUAGGGAAUAGGGGACCAUUUGGGACAGAUCCGUGAGUAAGUUUGAUUCUAGCUGUGUUUUCUGUAAAGCCUGUUCCCAAAUUUGUUUUGUAUUAGCCAACUCCCGUGAUUUAUCAAUCGUCAUGUUCUGGGUCUGUGUUCAUAAUGCCUCUCCUAGUAGGAGAGCUGAUCUAGGAUCAGUUUAGGCUUCAGCCAACCUGUCCGGGGCCUGUAUUUAUAAAGCCUCUGCUGAUCUAGAAUCAGUUCCUCCAUUUUGUAUAUAAUCAUCUAAUUCAUUGGCUGCAUUAAAUCAGGCAGACCGAUUCGGAUAUUUUGCCCAGUCAAAAGACCAAUUAUUGCCAAAUAGAUGAGAAUUGGGCUGCCUGUGUAAAACGCGGCCACCGUGAUCUAAAAGACUAAUCUGAUCCUAGACCAGCUCUCCUACUAGGAGAGGCUUUACGAAUACAGGACCAAGAUAGGUUGGCUGAAGCACAAACUGAUCUGGGACCUGGCUGUGUAUUGUUCUUUGUAUAUUUGAUUAAUGAUACAAUGAAUAAACGUGUACAUUUCAA